Molecule: messenger RNA, 1083 nt
Organism: Psammomys obesus (fat sand rat)
Lineage: Eukaryota; Metazoa; Chordata; Mammalia; Rodentia; Muridae
Gene: Gpr15
Product: G protein-coupled receptor 15
Exons: 1
Coding region: 1-1083 (360 amino acids)
Biological process (GO): immune response; G protein-coupled receptor signaling pathway
Cellular component (GO): membrane
Molecular function (GO): G protein-coupled receptor activity
Source: RefSeq, a predicted model, not a curated record
AUGGAACCAACAGCAACCCUGCUUUAUUUGGAUUACCUUGACGCUACAAGCCCAGAUCCUCCUCUCAUGAAGACUCCCUCCCACAUUUCCUACACAUCUGUGUUUCUCCCUAUCUUUUACACAGCUGUGUUCCUGACUGGAGUACUGGGGAAUUUCAUCCUCAUGGUUGCGCUGCAUUUCAAGCACGGCAACCGGAGACUGAUCGAUGUCUUCAUCAUCAACCUGGCAGCCUCUGACUUCAUUUUCCUCGUCACACUGCCUCUUUGGGUGGAUAAGGAAGCCUCUCUAGGACUAUGGAGGACUGGCUCCUUCCUGUGCAAAGGCAGCUCCUAUGUGAUCUCCGUGAACAUGCACUGCAGUGUCUUCUUGCUCACGUGCAUGAGCAUGGACCGGUACGUGGCUGUCAUGCGCCCAGCCUUAUCCAGAAGGCUGAGAAGGAGAAACUGUGCCCAUGCGGUCUGUGCCUGCGUCUGGAUCGUCUCGUGCCUCCUGGGGCUGCCCACUCUACUGUCUAGGGAGGUCACUCUCUUGGAAGGCAAGCCAUACUGCGCAGAGGAGAAAGCCACUUCCAUUAAACUGAUGUGGGGUCUGGUAAACUUGGUCAGCACCUUUUUUGUCCCCCUGCUGAGCAUUUUGACCUGCUACUGUUGCAUCACAAGGAGGCUGUGUGCUCAUUACCAGCAAUCGGGAAAGCAUAACAAAAAGCUGCGGAGGUCGAUCAGGAUCAUCAUUAUCGUUGUGGUGGCCUUCACCUUCUCCUGGUUACCCUUUAAUACUUUCAAACUCCUGGCCAUUGUUUCAGGGCUACGGCCAGAACUUCAGUUACCCUCUGUGUCUUUUCAGCUGGCCAUGGGGGUGACUGGGCCCUUGGCGUUUGCCAACAGCUGUGUCAAUCCUUUCAUUUACUAUGUCUUUGACAGCUAUAUCCGAAGGGCCAUUGUACGCCGUCUGUGCCCUUGUCUGAAGAAUUCUGACUCUGGGAGCAGCACUGAGACAUCAGACAGUCACCUCAGUAAGGUUUUCUCCAACUUCAUUCACGCAGAGGAUUUUGUCAGGCGGAGGAAGAGGUCUGUGUCACUCUAA